AAAAAAGCGACGACAGAAUAAAAAAUCGCAUCGCGGCCAACGAAAGCAAGCGCCCACCAAAGCCUGCCCGCCACCAGCGAUACCGCUCGGCCACUCAAUUGGAGUGUCCAGCCAACUCCAUCGACGUCCCACUCCAAGGCUCUGGAGUCCAGCACAUCUCUUUAUCUGUUGUCGCCAGCCGUCGUCCCUCUCGGUAGCAGCAGCAGCAGCAGCAGCCCGCGUGAAACUUCGGCAUCCGUCUCCCGAGCCUGCAGCGCGACCCUCCCUUCUGGGCCAAACCAACCCCCCCUGAGUCUCGUCGGAUGCAGACCCAGGGAGCCACGAGCCCUCCGCGCGACGCCUCGGCUCCCGUCGUCACACUGGCGCUCCAGGACCCAAAGGGCGUUUUUGGCGCAGCAUCUAGUGCUGUGGCCACCAUGGCCCAGCCAAAUGCCGAGCCCGAGGAAGACUACGACUAUGAGGCCCUCCCGCCCAACUUCUCCCUGAUGCAGAACAUGGUCGCCGGCGCCUUUGCGGGGAUAGCUGAGCACACGGCCAUGUACCCGAUCGAUGCGCUCAAGACAAGAAUGCAGAUCGUCGGCGCCCCUGGCUCGGCCGCCGCCUACAAGGGGAUGCUGCAAGGGACCUACAGGAUCGCCAGCACCGAGGGCAUCCUAAGCUUGUGGCGCGGCAUGUCUAGCGUUGUCGUGGGAGCAGGCCCGGCACACGCCGUCUACUUUGCCACCUACGAGGCCGUGAAACACCUGAUGGGCGGCAACAAGGCGGGCGAACACCAUCCUCUUGCUGCUUUGACGAGCGGCGCCUGCGCAACGAUAGCGAGCGAUGCCCUGAUGAACCCCUUUGAUGUCAUCAAGCAGCGCAUGCAGAUCAAGGGGUCGGGCGAGAUGUACCGGUCCAUGACGGACUGCGCAAAGUUCCUAUACCGCAACGAGGGGCUCGCGGCCUUUUACGUGUCGUACCCGACCACACUCUCCAUGACGGUGCCCUUCACGGCGCUGCAGUUCCUGGCCUACGAGUCCAUCUCGACCUCGAUGAACCCGAGCAAAAAGUACGACCCCUUCACGCACUGCAUGGCCGGCGGCGUCGCGGGCGGCUUCGCGGCCGCCCUCACCACGCCCAUGGACGUCAUCAAGACGAUGCUGCAGACGCGCGGCACCCACUCGGACGCCGAGCUGCGCAGCGUCAACGGCUUCGCGUCGGGCUGCCGCCUGCUCUACGCCCGCGAGGGCGUCGCCGGCUUCUUCAAGGGCAUGCGCCCCCGCGUCGUCACCACCAUGCCCAGCACCGCCAUCUGCUGGUCCGCAUACGAGGCCUCAAAGGCCUACUUUGUCCGCCGCAACACGUCCUCGUCCGACUGAGUGCGUGGGGGAGUUCGUAUAAAAAAAAAAAGGGAUUUCCAACGCCAUGUAGAGAAGGGAAUGCUGCUAACUGUACAUAUAUACCCGUUUUUUUCUUCUUCUCGCUUUCCUUCCUUUUUUUUUCGUGCCGAUUUCAUCUUCAUGCAUCUUUCUUGUCUCGUUUAGGGGCUCGGAGUUGAGUGUGGCCAAGGUUCUCUGCCUUUUGGAGGCGACACAAUCGAAACGGCGUUUGAACUCGACCCGCUGUAGGGACCGUCUUUUUCUCUCUCCAUCAUGCAUGUGUUCCAAUAACAUCCAUAUCAUCCCA
Messenger RNA from Gaeumannomyces tritici R3-111a-1, 1665 nucleotides. Its product is annotated as mitochondrial RNA-splicing protein MRS3. Gene Ontology annotation, molecular function: ferrous iron transmembrane transporter activity. Gene Ontology annotation, biological process: iron import into the mitochondrion. The coding region runs from base 303 to 1358 and encodes 351 amino acids. Gene Ontology annotation, cellular component: mitochondrial membrane. The record is from RefSeq and is a predicted model, not a curated record. Lineage: Eukaryota; Fungi; Ascomycota; Sordariomycetes; Magnaporthales; Magnaporthaceae. The transcript has 7 exons.